Messenger RNA from Daphnia pulicaria, 954 nucleotides. It is a transcript of the gene Max, whose product is annotated as protein max-like. Lineage: Eukaryota; Metazoa; Arthropoda; Branchiopoda; Diplostraca; Daphniidae. The record is from RefSeq and is a predicted model, not a curated record. Gene Ontology annotation, cellular component: RNA polymerase II transcription regulator complex. Gene Ontology annotation, biological process: positive regulation of transcription by RNA polymerase II. Bases 201 to 716 code for a protein of 171 amino acids. Gene Ontology annotation, molecular function: protein dimerization activity; DNA-binding transcription factor activity. The transcript has 6 exons.
GAAUUGCACUCAUUUGGCAACAUCGCAAGUGCACCUCAACAAUUCGAUGCGCUGUUCACUUGCUGUUUAGUCUCGUGAAUACAACACUUUGCCCACACUCGUGACGUGUUUACACAAAGAGAAAUCGACUAUCAGGCUUUAAGCAAAUUGCUUGAAGUCUUCUUGUUGGUAACCCUAGUUUGUCUGGCUUGAUUACGACCAUGUCCUAUGCCGUUUCCCCAUCGAUGAGCGAUGAUGAACGAGAUAUAGAUAUCGAAAGUGAUGAGGAGGAUGGAGGUGGCUACUCACGAGGCUCUGGACAGUAUUCUCAGCAAGUUGACAAAAGAGCACACCAUAAUGCCUUGGAACGGAAAAGGAGAGAUCACAUCAAGGAUAGCUUCAGUGGACUUCGAGAUUCAGUUCCCUCGUUACAGGGAGAAAAAGAUGGCUCUCGGUUUCAGGCGAGCCGUGCUCAAAUACUGAAGAAGGCAGCUGAUUAUAUACAGUUCAUGAGACGGAAAAAUGCAGCCCACCAGCAGGAUAUUGAUGAUCUCAAAAGGCAAAAUGAAGUCCUUCAAACUCAAAUUCGCUCCCUGGAGAAAGCCAAAAUGCUUAAUGUAGGUGACAUGCAUACCCAAGCUGAGGCUGGAAAGUAUCAGGAAGAUUCUGAAGGUUCUGAUAGGGAAAACAGUACCAAAGGGAAACGGUCCAACAAAAAGAUGAAAACAUCUGUCUAGCUAAAUUAUUGAGAUCUGCUUCAUAUUGACUGUUUGUGUGUCUCUGUACCUUCUGCGACCUAGGAAAUCGCAAUUUUGUGUCAUGAGUCCUGAUUCAUUCGACUCUCUUUUCGUACUUUUCCACCUCACCCUCUCCCUGCUCUGAUUCAUUCGCUGUGCAAAUAAGCUGAGAGUGAUUUGGAUACAUCCUUGUUAUGUGCUUAGUUCGAGCCAAUAAAGACAAAAUUUCGUUUAAAAA